AUGCCCGGGGUUUCCUUUUCUCCCAUUGCACUCCAGCCUCUCCGGUCCAUACAAGAAGAUCAGGUCUAUGUCUAUUAUGAUGAUGGCCCCGAUGGCCCCGAUUCGGACCUAGAAGACACCGAAGCUGCCUUCGAGAAAGCGACAGCUUCGACAUCUUCUUUCUACUCGCCCCGGCGAGUGCGGUGGAAAUGCUCGUAUCUGCAAUGUGAUUGUGGACCCUUGUCUCGACCAGCGAUGUACUGCCGCACCCUUCGGAGGCCAUUUUUUUUUCUUGUGGGCGCUCUUGGCUUCAUCACUCUCAUCUCCUUCGCGUGGGAUAGCCUCGUCUCCUUUCUCGCAGAAAGCCGUGAAACAGGCAUCUUCCCUGGCCAACCCCCGUCGCUCUUUUCAGAUUGGCUGACGCAAGGCGUCAUCCCCGUGGCCUGCCACUCCCACAAUGACUACUGGCGCCGCGUCCCACUUUUCUCAGCUCUCGCCGCCGGGUGUAUUAGUGUUGAGGCCGACAUAUGGCUCGACGGCGAUGACCUGCGUGUCGGACACACCCUCCGCACCGUCCUCCCAGGCCAGACCCUGCGCACUCUCUAUCUCAACCCUCUCCUCGAUAUCCUCGAACGCCAUAACCAGCCUCCCACACUCACUACCACCAUCACUACCAGCAGCAAUUCUACCUCCCAAUCCUUCAUUUCAUCCCCAUCGCCAAAUUUAGACCUCAUCGGCGUCUUCGCCACAAACACCUCCCAAUCCCUCACUCUCCUCAUUGACUUCAAAGCCUCUCCGGACCUCCUCUGGCCCAUCUUGAUCAAACAACUUCAACCCCUGCGUGAGAAGGGUUACCUCACCCAUUUCAACGGCUUCUCCAUUAUCCAACGCCCCCUCACCAUUGUCGUCACCGGCGCGGCCCCCUUUCCCCGCAUCCGCGACGCCUACACCUACCGCGACAUCUUCUACGAUGCCCCCCUCGACGACUUAGCUACAGACUCCCCCUACAAUGCCUCAAACAGUUACUACGCCUCCGUCGACUUCCAUCGCGCCAUUGGCGCGCUCCCGCUAGGUAGGCUCUCGCAGGACCAGCUCGCCAAAGUGCGCGGCCAGAUUGACGCCGCGCAUGCGCAUGGGCUGAAGGUGCGAUACUGGGGGACACCGAAGUGGCCGGUGGGGUUGCGGAAUUAUGUGUGGAAGAUGUUGGUGCGUGAGGGCGUGGAUGUGCUGAAUGUGGAUGACCUGCAUAGCGCGACAAGAGGAGAUUGGAAGGAGAGGGGGUGGUGGAGAUGA
Penicillium macrosclerotiorum is the source of this 1272-nucleotide messenger RNA. Its product is annotated as phosphatidylinositol-specific phospholipase C/glycerophosphodiester phosphodiesterase family protein. The record is from RefSeq and is a predicted model, not a curated record. The transcript is spliced from 2 exons. NCBI's taxonomy places the organism in Eukaryota, Fungi, Ascomycota, Eurotiomycetes, Eurotiales, Aspergillaceae. Gene Ontology annotation, molecular function: phosphoric diester hydrolase activity. The coding region runs from base 1 to 1272 and encodes 423 amino acids. Gene Ontology annotation, biological process: lipid metabolic process.